AUGACUGGCUCCUUGAUCACCAUGUCUCCCUUUUGCUGCUUGGGGCAGGUGAUCCUGGACCAGUUCAACCCCAGCCUAAGGAGCUUCGUCACAAUGGGAAAGAGUUACCAGAAAGCGCUCUCAGGGGUGACGGUCGCAGCCAAGGGCUAUUUUGAUGCCCUGGUGAAGCUGGGGGAGUUGGCCAGUGAUAGCCAAGGAUCCAAGGAGCUCGGUGACACCCUUUUCCAGAUGGCUGAGGUGCAUCGCCAGAUCCAGGUUCAGCUGGAGGAAACUUUGAAGCUUUUCCACUCGGAGCUGCUGUCCCAGCUGGAGCAUAAACUGGAGCUGGACAUCAAGUACCUGACGGCCACGCUAAAGAAGUACCAGAGCGAGCACCGCGCCAAGGCAGAGGCUGUCGAGAAGUGCCAGGCUGAGCUGAAGAAAUUGCGCAAGAAGUGCCAGAGCAGCAAGAACCCCCAGAAAUACGGAGAUCGUGAGGUGCAGUAUGUGGAGGUGAUGAGCACCAAGCAGAGCGAGCUGGACCGCUUUGUGGCAGAGGGAUACAAGGCAGCCCUGACCGAGGAGCGCCGUCGGUACUCCUUCCUGGUUGACCGCCAGUGCACCGUCUCCAAACACUUCAGUGCCUACCAUGCCAGGGUGAAGGAGCUUUUGGGUACCAAGCUCCCUGCCUGGCAGCAGUCCUGCACGCAGCCCACACGCCUGCCCGAGCGCGCCCUGGCCCUGGUGAAGCAGACAGCCAACAGUCCCACUGCACCCACCAUCUCUGAAGCUCACCCGCUGCCUGCUGCCAAGCCCCUGGAGGUGCCACCCGAGCUGGCACUUCUGCUGGGGGGCGGGGGCCUGGCCCUCAACCAUGGUGCCUCAGUGCAGGAAGUGGCUCCCCUCCCCAAUGGGGACUCGCACCGCACCCGGGGCUCCCGUGACAUGGGGCACCCACCCCCCAGUGAGCCCAUCCCCACCAUGCCUGGCCUGCUGUCCCCACAGCCUGCCCAGCCCAUGGCUGACCAGACCCCACUGCUGCCCAAAGCCAGCGACAGCUACUCCUGUACCCUGCCCAUGCCACGGAAGGCCUCCACAGAGACCCGCCUCGCCACACUGGCUGAGAACAAGACCCUGCCGCGGAUCGGGCCCCUGUCAGUGCUGCCCACCCGGGCUGAGAGGCGCCGCGUCCAGGCUCUGUUCUCCCAUUCAGCCGGUGAGAACAGCACCCUGCUCAACUUCCAGGAAGGGGACAUCAUUGCCCUGCUGGUGACAGAGGCGCGGGACGGUUGGCACUAUGGAGAGAAUGAGGCCACCCAGAUGAAAGGCUGGUUUCCCUUCUCCUAUACCCGGCCCCUCGCCUUAUCCGAGACCCCUGAGAAACCCCACGGCAGUUUCCCACUGAGCAAACUCAACAGCAGCAGCACAGGGAACCUGGAUAAAGUAGGGAACUCAGCCCCCAGCCCAGAGAAGGGCCGCAGCGGGGACCCCCAGGCCUAUGCCCCCUCACCCCGCACCAGCACCUUUCGCCAGCGCCCCUACAGCAUGAUGAACCCCGACCUGUCACAGUUAGCUAACGAAUUUGGGAGCCCAAACUCCUCCCCCUCCAGGACUAACCCCUUCGCUCACAUCAAGCUGAAGCACACGGUGACCAACGAUCGCUCAGCCCCGCUGAUCCAGUGAGACCCCUGUCCAUGCCCCAAGCUGUAGAUGCUCCCUGGCCGGGGAGCUAGUGUCAGGAAUGUGCCCCCCCUACCCCUACCCCUACCCGGCCAGGGCAAGGACCAGGGCCUGGCACAGCCUGGAGCCAGUGAUUCACGGGCUCCCUCCAGUGGCCAAUUUGUGGAAGUGCCUGGGCUGUGUGGCUCAAGACAGGAAGGCUCUGGGCACAGAGGGUCAUGGGUUCAAAUUCUGCCAGGACACCUGCAGGGGGCAGCUAAGGCAGGAGCAGAAGCUCAGGGUGGGAUGGGGAAAAAGAGAGCGAGCAAGAGGCUACAGGACAGGUAUAGAGACUGUGACGGAGAGGUAGAGCAGAGGGGCAGGUAGGGAGGGGCCUGGUGUAGAGCUGCCCUCAUGGCCAGACGAGGAGGGGGGAGCCAGAGCAUGUGGUGAGGUAGGAGGGAAGAUGCAGGAAGUGGGGGGCAGGGACUGCUCCCAGACAGCGGCUGCCCCCUACAGGUAACUAGGCAUUGCCCUGUUCCACCCCCCGGGAUGAUUGCUGUGGGACUGUGCCUGUUCAUCUGUUCCCCGCACCCAUGCACCAUCUGUCUGUCCAUGUUUUAAAACCCUCUGUAUAGCUGUCAAUCUGUGUCCUCAGCCAUCUCCCUUUUACCUGCUGACCUGGCCAUCACCCUGCACCUUCUCCAGUUGUCCAUCUCCACCCAUGCCCCUCUAGCUUCUCUCUCACCCCACGCGGUGCUGGAUGUUCCCCCAAGUGCCUCCUCCACCCCCUGUGGGGACCCUACAUGACCUUGUCUGGGCUAUGGGUCAGGGACCCUGCACUUGCAGAAACUCACCCUGAGCACUUCAUUGGGGCAGAGCUGUACCCCCUAGCUGGGUACAUGGGGCAGAGAGGAUGGAGGAAAACCCCCAGGCCUGGGGCUUUGGUGGCCAACAAUGAACUGCCCCUGCGCUGGUGCCUGUCUUGGCAUGAGUGGUACAUGUCCCUGCUCCCCUCUCCCUGCCCCGGAGGAAAGAGCACACUCUGAGUUGUGUGGUGGGGAGAUGCACACGUGCUGCUGCUGAAGGGGAUGUGCCCUACCCUGUGUGUGUGCAGCCAGAGACUGUGGCUGGUGAGCCAUGUACAUAUCUAUGCAUCUUGGGAAAUACUGCAUCCCAUCCUAGGAUUAAUAAAGAUUAAUUUAAACCUCUCCCAGCCAUGGGUGCUCACCGCAUCAGAAACUCCCCAGAACUUUGUACGUGUGCACGUGUGUGUGUGUGCAUGUACACAUGCAGGCAUGUAUGUGUGCAUGCACGUGGCGAGAGAGACUGCUGAGCUUCCGGUGCUUUCCGUCCACCUCCCACAACCAGUCCAUACCCUUUGCCCACCCACUACCCCACCCAUCCUUCCCCCAACACUCUUGCUCCCCAAUCCCUCCCUGCCUGCGAGGCCCAUUAUCCACUCAUCCC
This is a messenger RNA of Alligator sinensis (Chinese alligator), 3108 nucleotides long. Its product is annotated as brain-specific angiogenesis inhibitor 1-associated protein 2-like. Gene Ontology annotation, biological process: actin crosslink formation; plasma membrane organization; positive regulation of actin filament polymerization. Gene Ontology annotation, molecular function: protein binding. Gene Ontology annotation, cellular component: nucleoplasm; cytosol. Lineage: Eukaryota; Metazoa; Chordata; Crocodylia; Alligatoridae. The record is from RefSeq and is a predicted model, not a curated record.